Ctenopharyngodon idella (grass carp) is the source of this 1656-nucleotide messenger RNA. RefSeq names its product tripartite motif containing 55b (gene trim55b). The record is from RefSeq and is a predicted model, not a curated record. The transcript is spliced from 8 exons. Bases 184 to 1296 code for a protein of 370 amino acids. Gene Ontology annotation, molecular function: zinc ion binding. NCBI's taxonomy places the organism in Eukaryota, Metazoa, Chordata, Actinopteri, Cypriniformes, Xenocyprididae.
UCACUGAUAGUGGGCCUUGGCGUGGGGGAAUGCCAGGCCUCAUUAUAGAGGGUACAGACAGGCGGUUGGGCAAUGGCGAGGGCCUGAUUUCACCCCAUACACAAGAACUGGGACAAUUUAAUUUUCUCAAUCCAAAACGGUCUCAUUCUCAACUUCAGUGGAGCCGUUGCUCGUCAAAUCAGGAUGGACAGCUUGGAGAAGCAGCUUAUUUGUCCCAUUUGUCUGGAAAUGUUCACGAAACCGGUUGUGAUUCUUCCUUGUCAACACAAUCUUUGCCGGAAAUGUGCUAAUGACAUUUUUCAGUCCUCAAAUCCAUACCUUCCCACCAGAGGAGGCAGCGUGACGUCAGGUGGCCGUUUUAGGUGUCCAUCCUGCAGACAUGAAGUUGUGCUGGACCGCCAUGGUGUCUACGGUCUGCAGAGAAACCUUUUGGUGGAAAACAUCAUUGACAUGUACAAACAGGAGUACAUCAGCAGACCUUCUCCUGAGAGGAAGGAUGACCAGCCGAUGUGUGAGGUCCAUGAGGACGAGAAAAUCAACAUAUACUGCCUGACCUGCAGCGUCCCUACUUGUUCUAUGUGUAAAGUGUUCGGCUCCCAUAAGGACUGUGAAGUGGCCCCUCUUAACAGUAUUUACCAGACGCAAAAGACAGAGCUCACGGAUGGAAUAGCAAUGAUGGUGGGCAAUAAUGACAGAAUCCAAGGCAUCAUCAGUCAGUUGGAGGAGACCUGCAGAACCAUAGAGGAAAAUGGCAGGCGACAGAAGUCCAAUGUGUGUGAAAAGUUUGACCACUUGUACGCCAUCCUGGAGGACAGGAAGAGCGAGAUGAACCUGAAAGUAAACGCUGAACAGGAAGAGAAACUGAAUUACUUACGUGGCCUUACAAGGAAGUAUGGAGAUCAUCUGGAGACCAUGACUAAAAUCAUGGAGACAGGAAUCCAGACACUGGAAGAACCUGAGAUGGCUGUUUUCUUACAGAAUUCCAAACCCCUCUUUCAAAAAAUUGCAGAGGCAUCGAAUACCUCGCACCUGGAGCGAGUGGAGCGCGGCUAUGAGAACAUGGAUCUUUACUCUGUGAGCUUCAAGAGAGAAGCCAGGGCCCUACGCAAUAUCGACUUCACCAGAGAUGAUGAUGAAGAGGAGGAGGACGAGGAUGAGGUGGCCAUCGAUGUGGACGACCGGGCAGGGCAGACAGCCUCAGGAGAAGUGGACUCACUGGGCCAGUUGUUCGAAACCCUACCACCCCUCCUGCCCCCACAAACCCUGAGCACACGCAAACCCGCCACAUCAUCCUAACUUCACAAAGUGCACAUGCCAACAUGAAUAUUGAUCCAACAUUCUUUUUGCAACCUCUUCACAACAAUAAGGACACCUACAGCUGUAAAACAGACUUUUUUACCAGUGAAUUUCAGAGGCUGGUACUUUUUUUUGUUUUGUUUCUGUUACGGCUUUAGAUCAGUCAGUACAUGACUAAAUAUAAAUAUAGAUGAUUUAAGAAACCCUUCCAAGAUUUGUGGUGUUGUUUACUGCGUAGGGAGUGUUCACGUGGUUUCAUUGCAGUUGGCACAGCAGUGGUAUUUGAGUUAUGAAUGAUAUGAUUCGCUGUUCUGAAUUUCAUAUUUAUAAACGUCAACGACAAAUAAAAGGUUACUCUUA